Messenger RNA from Cavia porcellus (domestic guinea pig), 8601 nucleotides. It is a transcript of the gene Topaz1, whose product is annotated as testis and ovary specific TOPAZ 1. Lineage: Eukaryota; Metazoa; Chordata; Mammalia; Rodentia; Caviidae. Gene Ontology annotation, biological process: spermatocyte division. The record is from RefSeq and is a predicted model, not a curated record. The coding region runs from base 3885 to 8483 and encodes 1532 amino acids. The transcript is spliced from 21 exons.
AGAGAAAGACUAACAAACUGACAGGCUAUGGGGCUGAGGACAGCAGACUGUGUCACAUCCUGAAUGUAUGUUGAAACCUUAGUGUCAAUCCCAUAACGCUGACUGUUAGCAUAGGUCCAUUUUGCCCCUUGUCCAUGCAAACGUUCCAGACUGUUAAGCCCAGCUGAUCCAGAACAACAAGUGUCUCUCCUUACGUCUUGUCCUGCUAUUCCGCAGCUUCUACCACCUCUCCUAACCCCACUCCUCUUCUAUCUACAAGCCAAUGUUGGUUCAGUGUGGGCAAUUUAUACCUCCUGUCUGCCCACCCAGGGGGCCCAAGGCUAAAGAAUGCAGCUGUGCAAGACAUUAGCAACAACAGGCAGCAACAACAGGCAGCAUGGAACAGAGCAGAGCAGAACAAGAGAGCCACCUGCAUCUUUAUUGUAUAAUUCCUAUAUGGGUUGUUGUCUCAUGUUUACAUUCUUACACAACACUGUAACUAGCACAUGUGUGUUUACCUGUGCUAAGUCACAGUUACAUAACUAUGCCUCUGUGCUUAAACAAGCAGGGUCACGUCCUCAAAGUGUCCUUAGACCCCCUUGAACUUUGAAGUAGUCUAUGAUUCCCCACACCUUCCUUUCCCAAUGAUUUGUUAUUUUAAAAUGUCCUGAGUUCUAGUCCUGCUUUUCCCAGCUUCUACACUACUUGGUCCAGCUCCCAGUAGUUUCCAGAAACUUGCCCAAGGAAGCUGGUCCUGUUUGUCUCUGGUGUCUGUAAUAGAUGAGUAAAUCCUGCCACUUUAGAGACUCCUCCAUCUCAAGAGCUCUGGUUUAACACGAGGAGCAUUAGCAGAUUUAAUUCCAAUGAGAACUCUACCAGGAGGGACUAUUUGUAUAGAUGAGGAAACUGAGACAUAAACAUGAGAUGCCAAACAAACAUUGACUGAACCUGUGUAAUCAAGGGGAAACCUAAAUAAUCCUAGUUUCAUUUACUUUUAGUUGAUUUUUAAAAUUCCUAACUUUGAAGUUGACACAGCUGAGUAAUAUAUUAUUGUCUCCCAUUAACUUGCUGUAGAUAACACCUCUCAUAUGGGGGUUAUGACAAUAAAUUACCUGGAUUAUUUGUCAGGGAUGUAAAGGCUGUUUUGGCAACAAUAUAGCCAAAAAUAGCUAAUUUUAAAAUCAAUUUUGAUAUGCUUAAAUUUUCCUCUUUUGAAAUAUUGAUAAGGAGAAAUAAAGUUUCUGAAUCUUUUACACGUUGUUUACCUAAACUCCAUUUCAGAAAAGCUCCUAAACUGCUCAUCUAACCUCCCUGUUACUCAUCUGUGUACACCAUACCUCCCAUUCUGAAGCAUAUCGCACAUUGCUUUCUGGGUGAUUAAAGAAGGAGCUCAUGGGUUUGAAUAUGAAGAUUAAGUGAAGGUAUCCACCCUGAUGAAGACAUAGAAGUAAACAAUUCAAAUUACAAGUAGACAACUAAAAAUAUUGUGUUAAACUGAGCGUGGUGGGCACAUCUGUAAUCCCAGCAACUUGGCAGAAGGAUUGAAAGCUCAAAGCUGACCUGGGUAACUUCCUGAAAAUAAAUAAAAGGGCUGAGUGAGAAAAGGAAAGGCAGAGAAGAGGCUGUGUACUAGCAAGCAGAAAGGAAUGUCUGACUCCUCUAAAACUUAAGAAGGUAUCACUGGCCAGUGUGGAUUCUCAGUCACAUUUAAAAUGAAAAUCAGACAUGGUCUGAUUCUUGAGCCUGCCGAUGCUGUCAGUCAUCUGUCCUCUUCAGGGUCCUCCAAAGGGCACACCUUCCAAGGUGUUACUAAUCAGCUGAGGGUUCUUGCUCAAUUUGGAGAGAAAUCAAAAAUUUACAGGAUGCUCCCUUGGUGUGUUUUGCACAUUGCUAGGCUUUGAAUGCCAGUGGUCAGUGGGUCUUCUAUUAGUAUUAAUAGCCCUCCUUGAUGCUUGGAGCAAGUAGCCACCACGAUGUCUCAGGAAUUCAUGGCCACUGAAGAUGGCAUCUCCUGGCAGUUCACUGCUCUGUCAUUCUCUGGAUGAUGAUUGUCUUUUGUGCCACCAGCUCCACCUGCUGGCUGUUUUUUGGCACCAGUGCCUUUAGUGUUGCCACCUCCUGGCAUAUCAGUUCAGCAGGCUCAACCCAAGAUAAAAGCCAUAAAGGGGCAAAAUAUGCCAUCUAGAAUGGGAUUUGCUAAUACUUAUGCUGUAACAUAAAAAGAAGCAAUGCAUGGACUGAAACCACUAAGGUUAUGAGGAGGUUGCUUAUAAAGAAAAAGGCAGGCUCUUGCAUCACAUUAUCAAAGAGGCCACGGUUAAGUACAAGGCCACAGAAGAGUGAAAUCAUUCAGACUUUAGAGUACAGACACCUGGGGUAAGACUGCCUCAGAAGCCUGACACAGCCAAAGCAAAUAUCUACUGGAGCAGCUGUAGGCUGGUUGCAAAAUGUUUGGAGCAGCUGAGGAAAAAUAAAAACUACCUCUUGAGGAUCAUUAAACCCUUCUCUUUUGUCUCAAGGGUUAACAGAGAAGCUUUGAAAGGUGACCUUUGCACUCUGUCAAAGAGGGGAAUAUGCAGUUCACCAGGCACACAAGCAAAGGACAGUUUUUGAAGACUACUAUGUAGAAAAGCAUAAAAACAUAUAAAAUCUGGGCAACUCCAGCACUACUUUAAUGUAGCCCAUGUCUAGGCUUUGUACAAUGUUAAUUAAAAGAUAGUUUCAAAAAAAAUGGCUCUCACACAAAUGUAAAAACAAAAUAUGUUAAAGCUUCUAUUUCUCUCAUCGGGCAGAUUUCGUAAGUACUGGUUCAAAGGAUAAAUCCAAAGAACAAACAAAUUGGGAACAUUGAAAUGAAGGCCAAAGUGUGGAAUGCAUGUGGAACUUUACGUAAAUGUGGGAUGGAAUCUUCUUCCACACAGUGGGAAAGUGAAGUCAGUUAAAUGUCUACUGAAUAAACUAUGCAUGUCUAUAGACCCUUACUUUGAAUUGCUAUCACCCACUACCUCCAGAGAUGUUCAAACAGCUUCCCUAAAUUGGGAAGAUAACCGGAUAAUUUCAGCACUUACUUUUCCACUGAAACACAAACUUUCCCCUACAAUAGCCGUAAGACUAGUUAAACAUCCUCCAAGGGCUGCAAACACAGCAUCUCAACACCCUGAGUUUGAACUGUUAGUUCUAGACUUUGAGUACAGGAGGUUCCUCAAGCUGGGGAGUGCCAGAAACUCUGCAUUGCAGAGGUAGGGCCCAGCAGCAGGUGAAAGUGCACUAUGGCACAAAGAUGGAGUCUUAACUACAAGUGUAUGAAGCUGACUCAAUACAUCAAAGUCCAAAGGUGAAAGCCAUAGUGGUGACAAAGAGGAGGGAAAGUGGCUGGCAAAACAGAAUCCAGCUAAUCUUGUGAAGGUGCAUGAGAGAUAUGAAGUGGACACUAUAGCAUCUGACAACAUCUAGAUUCUGGCUCAACCCACCAACAUCAGAGGAGCCAUCUUGGGCAAAGUCCGGCUUAGUGGCACCUUUUGGAUAACUGUGAAACUUUGGGGAAGAAAGCUGGGAAAGGGAGUACAAGGAACCUAGGGGUGCAGUCACAAGCUACUCCUCAUGCCUUGGCUGCUCAUGAAGCCAGUGGCAUGAGGAGACCCGGAAGGGGAAGCCGUACCAGUGCCUUCAGUGUUACGAGCUCUCAAGCUCUAUCAAGAUAGAAAUCACGGUGGGGCAUAGGGUAAAUUGCGGGUGGGCUCUCGCAGCUCUACGUCGGCCCCACUUCCGCUUCCGGCCCGCGGGUCUCUGUUUCAUUUUUUCUCUUCCCUCUGCCCCACUUCCGCUUCCGGAGGCGUCAGGCGUGGGCUGUCUGUGGGCGCGAGUGUCCUUCGUGGAUCGGCGGCUACAGGUUCCUGUGGACUGACAUGCGGCGGCCGCGGCCUCCAGCGGACUCCGGGACAGCCCCAGGGCGGGAAGGCGAUGCGCGAGGCCUGAGGAAGCGUGGCCGGAGGCCCACGUCCAGACCCGGAGGCGAGGAGGGAGGCCGUGGCCCGGAGGCCAAGGGGCGCGAGGAGGGCGGGCGGAAGAGGAAAGUGGCGGCGCGGGCGUCUACCGGGCCUGAGGCGAAAGCCAAAGAUGAAAGAAAAAUUACUGAAGCUUCAAGUGAUGAUCAACAGCCAGGGAUUGACCUGGUUUAUGAUAAUAGCUUUGUGCAGAAAACUGACAGUGGAUAUAUACAUGUAGCAGAAAAUUCCUUGAAGGAAAAGAAAGAAAACCUUAGGAGACCUGCAGAGAAGAGUGACGCAAACAGUGUUCCUAAGCUCCAAGAAACUGAAGGAAGUUUAAUGGAAAUAAAUAAAUUACUGCUCGAAAAAAAUGACUUAUACCAGAGUAAAAGGAAUGGCUUACUUUCCUGUCUUCUAAGUGAAAAAAAUAAACAUUCGGUAGAACAGAGCAAUAUCAGAAAACCCAGAAAAAAGAUGAAGUCUGAAAAAAAAACAGUUGAGACGCGUUUCUGUAACAUGUGGAAUGAGUCUGAAUUGGUAUUGAAAAAAGCUCAAAUAGGUAUGGAGGGGAAAAAAGCAGAGAUUUCAGAGGUUAAAAGUCCUUUAAAAGUCUUGGGAAAUGGAAACUAUAAUACAUCCUCUCAAUUGGAUCAUUUAUCAGAUCUCCUAGAAACAGAAGGGAAAAAAAGUACUGGACAUCAUAUAAAUGCUGUGUUUCCAAAAACCCUUGAGCCACUUUUGAAAGAAGAAACAAAGAAUGUUUCAGAGUCCUUAGAAUGUAAAAGCUUGGAUCCAGAGGAGUAUUUUAAAACAGUGACAAACUCUAUUACAGAGGAAUCACCUAGUGAAAAGAGAUCAUCACACGAAGAUUUGAGAAAAGAAUCUGAAUUACGGCUAAACUGUCGCAGAACAAUACCAAUGACUGGUAAAAGAAUUUGGCCUUUAUAUUCAUGUGCUAGAAUAUCUCCCUAUUAUUGGAAAAAGGCUACUUUGCCAAACUCAAAUUACUUACUACCUGAAUCUCCGAGAACUCUUGGGCAAGAUAAUUUUCUUAAACAUCAGACAAACCAGACUCACUUUUCUGACUCCAAAUUGUUCCAAAGUUCCUUAACAGAAAAAAACAUUGAACACUCAAAGAAAGAAAAAUUGGAUUCUAAUUUAGAUCAGUUAUCUUCAGUUUCUGCAGUAGAGCCUACUUUGGUGGCUACAAAGGAACCUAAAAUCGAUGAUAAAAGGAUAAAAUCAGAGGAACUUAGCAGAAGUGGGUCAGAGGUAGUUUCUAAUAGUAUUGAAGAUACCCAAGUAACUAAUGUGACGCAGAGUUUACCAGGAAGUAAAAGAAAAGAGAGAGGGAAUUUAACAAAACUUAAUUUGACAGUAGCUCCCAAGGAUGGCCAAGAAACAAAUAGCUUUACAAGCAGAACUAUUCAUCAAAAAGCCUGCGUUGCUAAGCAGACACUUGUAGUUCCAGGCUUGGUUAAAAUAUUGAACACAGGACGGCUGACUAAUUUUAAAAUUCCUUUACUUAAAAAUAAGACAGAAAAAAACCUAAGUGCUAAGUCAUCAGGCAGAGAAGCUUAUAGUCCUCUAGAACUCCUUGACAGUGUAUCUGGAGCAGAGGUAAGGCAGACUAGGAUCAAAGAAUAUGCUUCCACAGCAAAUUCAAGAUCUCAAUCUUUUAACAUACAAAAUAGUGUAACUGCAGGGCAAGCUCGUUCUAACUCACUCUAUAGUAAAAAUCCCUGUAGUAUUUCUCCAAGCUUUGUAAAGAAAGGUGAUGACAAUAAAGCAUUUAAUCACAUCUCUGAACCAAGCAGUGUUGUUUGUAAUAAAGAACCUGUUUCUCUCAGAAUUGAAAAUAAUGCUUUGUCUUAUAAUCCUGGCUGUAUUGAGGAAAGACCUUUUUGUGCUAAAGAACAAACAUUUGAGCCAAUUUUCUCUGAAGGAAAUGGUACAAAAGUGACUAAGAGCAUUUCAGACAUCAAAGUGGAGUUUCCAGAUAUUCUUAAAGCAUAUGAAGAUGAUGUCCUUUUAAUUGAUGUAAUUCAAGAUGACCCUGACCUCUUUGGAGUCUCCAGUGAAGGGGAGAUCACAUUUGUUUCAGAGGUCCCCAAAAGAAGUCAUGAGCCCCAUGUCACUGCAGAGCAUCAGUCAGCUGACACCAAGCACAUGGAACUUCCAGAAAAAGAACCAAGUGAUUUAAGAGCAUGUCCUCCUGUAUUGGACACUGGAUUGAUGAAGUCAGAAAUCUACACUUCCUUGCCAGCAGCAAGUGAGAUAAAACAUGAUUCCAAAGGUACAAACAUUUCUUUAGAAGUUACUAAUGAGACCUCUGAAAAUGAAAAACUUGGAAACCCCAGUGAACAAGUGACAGGUUUGGACUCAAAUGAAAAGUGUAGCGUUUCUAACAAGAUGACUGUUAACGAAGACAAAGAAAAUAUCUAUGAAGUUUGCAAAAGCAAAGAUUCUAAAAUUGGAGAGAUCGUGGUUGGUGAAUGUCAGUUAACAACACUGAGCCCCAAACCUCUGCACUUUCCAGUGCCCACUUUGAAUCUGAGUGGCCAUCAGGAGCCUAUAAUAUCAAAGCCCUGGAUGAAUGAUGUCAGAUUUCCCGGAAAAUCUUCUGUCCUAAAGCUGCAGAAUCCUGAAGCUUGCGAAAUAUUUAAAAGGGAAAAAAAUAUAGAGAUGUUCCAAAAGCCACUGGGGCUGAUGAUCCCCCAUGGAUACUGCAAGUUUCAUUUUAAUACCAUCCGAGGCUGUGAGCGAUCACUGUGCAAGUUUGCUCACGUGCCUGAGCCAGGAGAUGAAAAGGUUUGCAUGGAUGUGUUUAAGAAAUAUAUAAGUAUCAAUGAACUGUGUUUACUACAGCGUGCAGUAAACAUAUUUAUGGAGUACUAUAGGAAGUUUCCUCCCGGGAUAUAUUUUGACUUACAAGUACUCAAUGAGCUCCUGCUUUCUUUACUCAAAUACUGUUUAUUGAAAGAAGUAUUUCAGGUAGUCAACCUCAGCAUAAUGAUUAAAAUGCUGCCUGCUCUAAAAAUAUUACUGCAAAUAUUUGAGCACGUGGCAACUAUGAAAUUAAGGAAUGCUGUACCUGCUUUAAUUGAUAUCCUUUGUAAGCUUGUUGAAGCUGGGAUGAUGCUUGAUCCAGAACAUUUGAACUAUAUCAUUAAGCUUUUAUGUCAACUGCAGGCUUCCAAACAAGAAAUAUCUGCAAUUUUGGAAAUCAAAUCCAGGUUACAGCUGGGGCAGUUCACAAGGAACUGGAAGCAUGACUUAGAUUCAGCCUUGAAUGAAGUAGAGAAUUAUAAAGAAAAAGAUGACUGGACCAAAUUGGGAAAUUUAUACAUUAAUGUAAAAAUGGACUGUGAAAAAUUUGUAGAUUUCCAAAGAUUUUGUGCUUGUAUUGCUGAAACACUCACACAAGACUAUAAGGAAGAAAGACCAAGUGUUCCUUUUUGUGAAUUUGCUGAGACAGUUAUCAAAGGCCCACAGAAUAGUGAGAUCGAUAAAACCUUGCUGGGAAGAAUUGGAAUCAGUGCUAUGUACUUCUAUCACAAGCUGUUGCAGUGGCCCAAGGGAAGGAAGGUCUUGGAUAAGCUGUAUGAGUUAAAAGUACAUUUUACAAGUUUAAAAGGACUCACAGGGCCUGCAAAGGUAGCACCAAGAUGUCAAAUUGUGAACAUUGCAGCAGAAAUUUUUCUCAAAAGUGGAAGCCUAGAUGGUGCCAUUUGGGUAUUGAGGGAAUCAGAGUGGAUAAUCAGUACUCCACUUUGGCCUUGUGAUAGACUGGAUGUGCUUAAUCGACAUAACUUGCUCUGUACAAUUGCACAUGAAAUCAUAGCCAAGAGCCUUUACAGACAGGCAUUUGAAGUUUUGCAGAAUCUACCAGGUUUUCAAAAUCCUCAAGAAACGGUGGAGCUCUCCCAACCUAGCCUGCUUUUUAAUAAGCUUUUAGAUGCCUGUAUAGAGAGCAACAGUCUUGGCAUGUCAUCCUCAGUGGCAGAAUUCAUGGUUUCCAAGAACAUCCCUAUUGAUUUUUCCUUCCUGAGAAGAUUAAUUACUUCUUUAGGAAGGAGUUGCUUAUGGCUCAAAGCCAGAACCCACUACAAAAGUGCUCUUUCUCUGGGUUGCUAUCCACCAUUGGAGGGAAAUUUAUACCGAAAACUUCUACUGAUUCCUUGUUAUUUAUCUGAGAUUGAAAUGCUUUUAGCUAUUGAAAUCUUCUUGGUAUCUAAUGCUAGUAGUAUUCAGAGUCCGGGAACUUCUACACAGGUCCUACAAAUAGUUUUGAAAAGAUGUGAAGAAAACAAGUCUCGGAGCAAGGAUGAUUAUCAAGCUGCAGUCAAAAGAUUAAUUUUGGCUGCUCGCCUAUCGGACCCAAAGCUUUUCAUUAAGCACAUGACCGUCAAUGUUAACAAGGAACAGGUUUACAGUUUGGAACACUGUUCUGCCCUGAAGUGGCUGAAAGAGAAUAUGAAAUGGGCCGGAAAGGUUUGGCUUUUCAGUAACCGUUAAUAAAGGCAUUUCUUGGGUUUUUUUUUAAGUUAGUUAAUAAAGGUGUUUCUUGUUUUUAAGGUCAAGUAAUCAUUGUUGACAAUAAAAGGCAAUAAAAAUAAAGGUUGUUUUCACUGUA